Messenger RNA from Pterocles gutturalis (yellow-throated sandgrouse), 1526 nucleotides. It is a transcript of the gene PLPPR5, whose product is annotated as lipid phosphate phosphatase-related protein type 5. Lineage: Eukaryota; Metazoa; Chordata; Aves; Pterocliformes; Pteroclidae. Gene Ontology annotation, molecular function: phosphatidate phosphatase activity. Gene Ontology annotation, biological process: phospholipid metabolic process; phospholipid dephosphorylation; signal transduction. The transcript has 5 exons. The coding region runs from base 325 to 723 and encodes 132 amino acids. The record is from RefSeq and is a predicted model, not a curated record.
UUACCUAAGAUUAUCGUUGGAGAAACUGCAGUGUUUUGUCUACAGUUAGCUACAAAGGAUUUUGAAAACCAAGAAAAAACAAUAUUAACUGGAGACUGUUGUUAUAUAAAUCCACUGGUGCGCAGGACCAUCAGAUUCCUUGGAAUUUACGCAUUUGGACUGUUUGCUACGGACAUCUUUGUAAAUGCCGGACAAGUAGUAACAGGGAAUCUUGCACCACAUUUUCUUGCACUUUGUAAACCCAACUAUACAGCACUUGGAUGUAAACAGUAUACACAAUUCAUCAGUAGCGUACAUGCCUGUACUGGAAAUCCAGACCUUAUCAUGAAAGCCAGAAAGACAUUCCCAUCCAAAGAAGCAGCUCUAAGCAUAUAUGCAGCUAUGUAUCUGGCUAUGUAUAUCACCAACACAGUAAAAGCCAGAGGAACAAGGCUUGCAAAACCUGUUCUGUGUUUGGGCUUAAUGUGCUUGGCCUUCCUUACUGGAAUCAACAGAGUAGCAGAGUAUCGAAAUCACUGGUCAGAUGUAAUAGCAGGAUUUAUAAUUGGAAUAUCUAUAGCAGUAUUUUUGGUUGUUUGUGUGGUAAAUAACUUCAGAGGACGUCAACCAGAACAUGAACAUUCUCAUAUGGAUAAUCCGGCCCAGAUGCCCGUGAUCAGCAUACCCCGAGUAGAAAGCCCUUUAGAAAAGAACCACAUCACGGCCUUUGCAGAAGUCACAUGAUGUUGACGCUGAUGUAUAUGCACUCCAUUGGACUUCAUCUCUUUUCACAGCCCACACACGAUAAUUGCAGUAUAUCAAAAAUAAGAAAUUUUUAGAAGUCCUAUUUCUGACUUGAUUUUUACGUCAUUAAAAUGAUACCAACAUUUUGAAGAAUUCUUUAAUAUUAGAACGUCACUUUACUUUCUAGCAAAAAUAUUAACUGUUUACUUUUUGAUGGAAUGGGACAAACUGAGCACUACUUACAUUUAUCUGACAGUACCCUCUAUUUUCGGUUUUCAUUGUUUUUAAUGGUUCAUGUACCUAUUCCAAAAGUACUUCAUAUUUUGAUUUGACUUUUGAGUUUUAAAAUCUACAUUUUUAAUUCAGCAUGAACUUGUUUCCAUUUGAGGCGAUUUCAGUGUAUAAAAACUAGGCAAAUAUUAUGUUCUGUAUGAAAAUGCUGUUUGCACAUUGUAUUACGCUGUAUUCCAUGUAAGAUAUCAUUCAAACAGUAUGUUAUAUGUAAGACUGGUGCUUCUGCUUUUGAAGAGAAAAAAAUGCCAAUUUUUACUGUAAUAAGUAUUGUAUCAUAAUUAAAAGUUUAUUUAUUUGGAUAUUUUCCUGACAUAAUUGUAGUUGAAUCGUUGUUUUGUAGUUCUUGAAUGUCUUGGAUGAUAUAUAUGUAUCUAGGUUAAAAGAAAUGAAAAUAAUAUAGAAAGUUUGAUCAUUGAUAUAUUCUUUAUUACUAAUGAUAGCCCCUGAAAGGUUAAGGGUUCCGUUCUUAGCUCAGCUUAUCUGAUGGGAAGCCGUGCUAUUCAUACAUC